This is a messenger RNA of Westerdykella ornata, 585 nucleotides long. RefSeq lists its product as uncharacterized. The transcript has 3 exons. Bases 1 to 585 code for a protein of 194 amino acids. Lineage: Eukaryota; Fungi; Ascomycota; Dothideomycetes; Pleosporales; Sporormiaceae. The record is from RefSeq and is a predicted model, not a curated record.
AUGUUUCCCAAACAUGAUCAGCGCUCUUAUUCCUCCUACCUAAUCUUAGAAUCCUACGCAAAAGCCACCGUUCGAGGCUUGCGUAGGGGAUCUGCGUUCGCCGAGAUGCGGCAUGCUUCGAUUGGCAGCCGCACUGCGCCAACCGCGAAUCGCAUGCUUUCCAAGGUUGGUUGUGUCUUGCGGCGCACGUGGAAAAUGGCCGUCUGCAAUCAUCUCGACAACUUUCCAUAUGCAGGCGGUAGGUUGGAACUCGGUGUCCGGGAGCUGAGAGCAGUUUCUGGCCCAGCUGAGCAGCUGGAAUAUGCUACAGAUCCCACAACACGGAACUAUCGUCUGCAGUGCGCGCGUAUCCUCAAGGCUGAACUCGUCAUCUACGGAAAGCAUAGCUUGCUUGUAGGUUAUAAUUCUUGUACUGAUAGUAGGAUUUUAGAUGCAUAUGGUAAUCGCCACGAGAACUGUGCUAGCAGCACCAGCUCGUUCGCCGCCGCACCUGAGAGGUGUAUGCGGUACGGAGUAUCCUAUUAUGAUACAGUCCAACAAGAGGGCGUUCGCCAUCGGGACCAUGAGACAACCGGAGAGGCAUAG